This is a messenger RNA of Acipenser ruthenus (sterlet), 8044 nucleotides long. RefSeq names its product alpha-N-acetylgalactosaminide alpha-2,6-sialyltransferase 3-like. The transcript has 6 exons. Gene Ontology annotation, biological process: oligosaccharide metabolic process; ganglioside biosynthetic process. Bases 206 to 1123 code for a protein of 305 amino acids. The record is from RefSeq and is a predicted model, not a curated record. Gene Ontology annotation, molecular function: alpha-N-acetylgalactosaminide alpha-2,6-sialyltransferase activity. Lineage: Eukaryota; Metazoa; Chordata; Actinopteri; Acipenseriformes; Acipenseridae.
CCUGUGAUUGUAUGAACAAAAAAAAAAAAAAACUACCAUGACUAACGGAACGGUACUGUUAUACCAGUAUUUCCACCUAUGGGAAUGCUGCUUGUGAUAGCGCCGAAUAUGCACAAGCAUUUUGCUUGAAGAAAAAAAUAAAUAAACCCAAACUGGACAACAGCACAAAUCAUUCUAGGGGUGGCUGUCAGAUGAACAAUUGAGAAUGGCCUGGAUUUGGAAGAGGAAAUCUGUCAUCGUCAUGAGUUUGAUCGUGGCCGUGUCUGUGUUUGUUGCUGCUGUCCACUACACCGAGAAGCCCUACGUUUUACUUCAACCUUAUUUCGGACAGUCCUUCAGCAACCGAUGGGUCUUUUCCCGCUUGCAGCACAGGUUUAAAUCUCACAGUGGAUAUGUCAGCGUGCCAAAGCAGGAGCCUCUUAAGCUGUACUGCGAUCUCUGCAGCAUCGUUUCCAGCUCGGGCCAGAUGCUUGGCAGGGAAGCGGGAUCAGCCAUCGACCAGUCGUCUUGUGUGUUGAGAAUGAACAACGCUCCCACAAAGGGCUUUGAGGAAGACGUGGGUAGGAAGACGACGGUCAGAGUGGUGUCCCACACCAGCGUUCCUCUGCUGCUGCAGAAGCAGCAAUACUUCUUUGGACAAGCCAACGACACCAUCUACAUCAUCUGGGGGCCCUUGCGUAACAUGAGGCAGGACGGUAAAGGAAUUGUGUACAACAUGCUGAGACAAGUGAUAGAAAACUACCCUCAAGCCAAGAUCUUUGUGACAACCGAAGAGCGCAUGAACUACUGUGACAAGGUGUUCAAAGAAGAAACUGGAAAAGACAGAAUUCAGUCAGGGUCAUACCUCAGCACUGGGUGGUUCACUCUUGUUCUCGCUAUGGACAUGUGUCGUGAUAUUCAUAUAUAUGGGAUGAUAAAUGAAACCUACUGCAGGACCGAUGGGUAUCGCAAAGUCCCCUAUCAUUACUAUGAAGCUGGGAGCAGAGACGAAUGCGCCGAGUACCUCCUGCAUGAAGGCGCUCCGUACGGAGGACACCGCUUCAUUACUGAGAAAUCUGUUUUUGCUAAAUGGGCCAAAUCACAUGCCAUUCAAUUCUCACACCCAGCCUGGGCAAUUUCAUGACACCUCCCCUCAUUUAAAGGAUUUUUCUUUUCUUUUUCUUUUUUUUUUUUACUUAAACACAAAGAAAGCUCCAGAAAUGUUGACUUGGAUGGUGCUGACUGGCCCAAUCUGUAUCCACUACUCUUGUCUGUAAAUGGACGACAAAUACUGGUGGGAUCAUUUUAGCCAGUUUAUAAUUUGUCAACAAAUAGGUAGGAAAGACCAAAAGAAGACAAAAGGAUAAGCAUCAUUAAACAGCCAUUAAACCAAUAUUUAAACUACUACUUUAGAAAACGGAUGCACUUUCUAUAUAUAUUGCCUGUGGAGUUCCAAGGUUACUCAGCUUCAUUAGUAUGCUGCAUACAAUGUGGGCAACUCAAAUUAGGGAAUUCAUUUCAGUUGUGACUUUGCUGCUGGUUAAUUUAACUAAUUUAAAGUAGAUGAAGCUUUUUUUAAAAUUAAUGAUUUUUUUUUACUGCAUUUCCAUAGAAACUGAGUAUUUUACAGACCCAUUAAAUCCAGUACAUCUGACAUCUGAUAAGUACAGAUAACGGUCUAUGAAACUGUGAACCUAAUUGAUUGAAUGCAGCAUAUUUACUGGUAUUCUUGACAGUGUACACACUGAAUCACUGACUAAAUGUUAAUCAGACGUUUACAAUUAUUAUCUGGCAUUGUCACAACGAGGUACAUAAACCCUGUAGUGCCAGUUGGUAUAUCACUGUUUAAUAUAAUACUAUACAGUGCUCACAAAAUCGCUAGCCUGACGUUCCGUUACAACCAAAAAAUCUGUCGGACAACGUGUGUUUUUUGGCUGCUAGCCGACGGGCAAUCUGAUUUUUGAGUAUAACUAUCACCCCUCUAUAACAAGAUAACGUGCUGUGCUCUAAUCAAACAGCGGCCUCUCAAUGGAGAUUCUGCUCACGGUAAUACGCGUUUAGAGGGAUCAAUGUUUUUCAUUGGUAAUGCUUGAGUGAUUUCCAGACACAAAUACACAAACUUCACAGAUUCACAUAUACGCUGCGCUAUUUCUAUCCCCCAGCAACACAUCACCCUCUUUUUCUUUUAAAAUAUGGCAGAUCUAAGGAGGUAUGUUACUUGCAGUGGAGCUGAAGAUAAACAACCACUCACACAGCAUGAGAAGGCAGAAAAAAUUAAUAUGAAAGAAAGAGAAAGCACUCUUUGUGCCAUCGUGGACGAAAUAAUAUUUUUGGCUCACAUAUGACAAGGAGAAGAACGAAGUGUUCUGCCAGGUUUGCCGGAAAUUCAGUCAGAUCGCAGACAGUGGAGGUCCUUUCGUCAGGGGCACAAAUACGUUCCGUAAAAAAAAUCCAGGUCAGGCGCCAGUGGCAAAUAUUGUCGAUAAAAUGGCCAUGUCACAUGUCACGCUUUUUCGCACUGCCAUGUUGCCAAGGAAGAACUGGCUUUGAAUACAUUUGCUGGUUUGUGUAUACAGGCAGCAAAAAGCGUUGAACUUAAGACACAUACAUCAAUGACCAUGCCUGUUGCCACUUCAUUGGGGCAAUUGUGUUUGUACAGGAUAAGAGAGCAGUUACAACCCAAAUGGUCAAAUAUAACACUGUUAAACAAGCAGAUGCACCUGGUGUUUUAAGAGCGAUAGACGGCCCUCUCGAUAGUGUAGGAAUUGAUCAGGAAGUGUGGCAGAAGAAAGCUGUCUGUGCAGCUUGAUGGAGCUGGGACAGAAAACAGGAGUGGCUGCACGUUUGAAAGAGCGGGUACCACACACAGUCUUGACGCGGUCAAAAAUGUACCUUAUUUACAUAUAUUUGAAGAGACAAUGAAAUCGGCGUUCAAAAUGUAUCACUACAAAAAAAGAGACAUGAGCUGAUGGAAAUAGGGGAACUUCUUGAUGAGAACCUUGCUCAUUUCAGAGGACUUCUAAGCACCAGGUGGCUACCAAGCAGACUGAGGAGUCUGAAGGCAAUCACUGUUACUCAUAUGGAAAAUCUUAACAGUAGCUGCUGCCAAGACACCAUACCAGCAUCAAAGCAAAAUUAAUAGUGCUGAGAUAAAGACAGAGAAGUUUGUUGACUUUCUGCACUUCAUGCUUGAUUACAGCAGCAUUCUAGCAAAAUGUGGCACAUAUUUCCAGUGUGACGACAUUAACAUCACAAGGGCUAAUCAUUUGGUAAAGAGCACGACGUCAGACCUGCUUCGGCUGAAGACGGCACCUGGAGAUUAUCAGAAAUCGCUCGCUGGCAAUCUUAUAGAAGGUGAUCAGAGUGAGGUGAUAUAUAAAGGUGUCCAGCUGACCAAGGAUAAACGACUGCACAGAGGAGUCUCUGAGAAUUCUCAUGAUAGUGAAGCAGAUUGUGCACCAUGGAAGUCAGACUUGACUAAAAUAAUUGAUAACACAGUGAAGUACAUGGAUGAGAUUCCGGAGCUGUCUAGCUUCAGCGUGUUUGACACAUCUCUGCUGCCAUAUGACCGAGAGAAGCUGGCUACCUCUGGCUAUGACGAGAUAGUUGAACUAGCAAAGCACUUUGAAAAAGUCCUGACAAAGGAAGAGUUUGACCUAAUCCCACAAGAAUGAACUGAUCUCAAAAUCUGGUUGGCUGCUCAUAGAGGACAGAAGCUUCAUCACUUGUACACAGAUUUGUUGCAUGCCAACCCUAGCCACCUGUCUCACAUUCUGGUUCUAGUGAAUUUACUCCUUACACGCGGCACUUCAACAGCCAUCUGUGAGAGAGUAUUUUCCUGCAUGAACAGAGUGAAAACAUGCUAUCGUAUAUCUCUGAAAGCUGAGACAUUAGAUCACUUGAUGUUGCUUCCACAAACGGUUGUGGUGUUAAUAGCUUCUCUCCAGACAAAGCUGUUAAAUAUUGGCUCUUCUCUGGCAAAGGGAGCAGGCAUUUGACCCAUAGAACUCCAGCUCGGAAUCGCAAAACUAAGGUUGACAGCCAGAGUGAGGGAUGAAUCUGUGGAUGAGGCUCAACCAUCUACAUCAGGAUGUGAUGAAUGUCAUCAGCUCAUUCUGUAGCUAGUUAAGAUUUCCCAUUGCACGACAGCAUGGCUUGAUUACAAGCUCACAGCAUAAACCUAUGAUCACUAUAGUGUUUAUUGUGUUGAUGACAGCAAAUAAUCUUUUUCAGACCGUUAAUGUGCAUUUUAGAAGCUUUGUGAAGAACUCAGAAACUGUGACUUGAGACACAACAAUUUGUGGAAAUACUGUUAAAUGUGUAUAUAUUUUUCACGUUUCGAAAAAAAAAAUCAUUUGGUUUAAGUCUUUGUUUCACAAUGUCAGAGUGACUUUGUACAAAUCAUAGUCCAUAUGGGCAAUUAUGGGCAACUUGACAUUUUUUGGACAACCAAAUGUCUACAAUGGCCUGCCCAAAGGGCAAGUAGCGUUACCAAAAUUUUGCGAGCCCUGCUAUAUGAAGAUCAUACAUAUCUAGUUACAAAUCUAGUUACUUCAACACAGUAGCCUAUCCACACAGUGAGGAAUUCUUGGGCAUUACAGGGUUACAAACAUGUGAAAACAGCAGUAGGGGCACAUGCAAACCACUGUUUCAGAGUGGUAUACCUGUGGUUAAAUGCCAUCAAUGGAAAAAUUAAUUUCCAAUGUGAAAUCUGACUUACAUUGUGCCUGCAGAGUGUGUACUGCCAACAUAUUGAUGCGUCUAUAACUGCUGCUUUGAGAUACAUGUAUACAAUAUAUAAUUAUAUAUAUAUAUAGAGCCCAGAGGAAGGGCUACCCUCAGCCAUGGAUUCCCUAAGGUUUCCUCCUACCAGCGAGUACAGUUUUUUCCCUUACCUGAGUGCCGAGCGAUUCGUAUUUAGUUUCUGCAGGGUGCGUGGCAGGCAGGAGAGGCUGGGCUUUCAGCAGCUACUUUUCAGGCUGUUGCGUUAAACAUUCAUCAUUUUCAUUUUAUCCAGUCAUUCAUUCUUUUCCUAUCUUUGGGGGUAGGUGGCAGUCUGCCACUGCGGGGUUUGCGUAACCAUUCAUCAUAUUCAUUAUCCAGUCAUGGUUUGGCAGCUUUGUCUUUUGAGGGGAGAUGGCCCACGCGCCACUUCCUGUCUACGGCACUAGCCUAUAUCGUGUAUGCGCUAGCCGGCCAGCAUUGAGGGUAGCUGUCGAGCACCCAGGGACAAGGUCUCGGGCCAAAUUUAUCAUCGUUAUUAAUUUGUCUGUUCAAUUGCAAUUCAAUUUAUUCACAUUGCGGAUUCUCCGUCCUGAAUAUACAAUAAAAAUGCAGAUUUUCUAACACAUUAUUAAAGCUUCAUGAAUAGGGCCUGAUAUGUGUAAAAACAAAAUAAACAACAUGCCAAAAACUUUUUUUUUUUUUUUUCUGCUGCUACAUACAGUAUUAAAGAGGUUUGUGUUUUUGGUUAAUUCGAAACUACAGAAACUCCUGUAAGAUACACUUAAAAACAAUAACAUUCCCCACUGAUAAAUUAAAGCUGUAGAGUUUUGCUAAUGUUAAUAUGUUAGAUCCCAAGCAGUGCUGUGCAAAGAAAUGAAAACCCCCAUACUUUACUUCACUGCUGUUUUGUCAGCGAUAUUUUGCUUUUUUUUUCAAAUAAUGUGCUGUAUGGAUUUUUUUCCCCCAACAAUAUUAGUUUUCUGUACUUUUCUAUGGCCUUUGUUCCCUAGUGUUUGUUAAAACGGUUUGCUAAUGGAAUAUAAUAAUCUGUGUACCGUAUGAAUUAUGUUUAAUAUUUGCUUUCCCUACCAUGAAAUGGAAGAAGGAUUUUCUGUCAAAUCAAGUUAGGUGUCAAUAAUGCUGGGUUAUCAACAUAUUAUAAUAGUAUGAGGAAAUACAAUGAAAAAAAUACAGCUUCUUAGAGAACAUUAGGAAUUUUACUGUUCGUUAUUGCUAAUGAACAAUUUCGCAAACUGCAAAUGCGUAGCCUCUGAGUGAAAAGUAGAAAGCACAUGAUUUCCUAGUCAUUAUGUUACUGUAAUUUAUGAAAUGAAGUGUUUAUUAAUUAUACAAAUAAAACCCAGCAUACAUACACAGUACAAGGCUAAGGCAGAAAGCAAGCUUCAGUAGGGUGGAUUUGCACUGUGUAGGACCGACAGAUUAAAGCAAAAAAGAACACUGCUUUUUAUAAAUGUUAUCCUCAAUAGAUAAACAGUGAGAAAAAUCAAACAGUUAUCUGUUUUGUUGUUUUUGUACUUUUGAAAAAGGAAAAUCAUUGUAUUGUCUUAUAAAGGUUGCAGUGAGAUCCUCUAAAUCAAACGCUUGAUUGGGUUUAAGCCAGUUUUCUGGGAAUAUGAUGUUUACAAACAGGAUUGUUUUUUUUGUAAUUAGCUCACUUUUGUAAUUUCUGUUAAGUAUAGCAGCAAUUACACAGAUGCAUUACCAGAUGACCUUGUUUUAUUCACCUGGAAAAUGGCUCAAAAGUCUAAGAGCAUCUCUUUCCUUUAUAUUUGAUAUGUAUUUAAAACGUUAGUGACAUGAUGGAUAGCCAUUAUGCAAAUUGAACUUGGUACUUAUUAAAAUGCUAAUGAAUAGUAAUACGUGAGUAGAAAGAAUGGCUUUGUAAAAUGCCUGGUUUCCCCUAUGUGUAUUCUUAUUUGUCAUUUGAAAAUUAACUUUGAUAAGAACUCUUCAGUAUUCAGCCUCUGCAGGUGACAUAUUUAUAGUGUGUUGUUAUUAUUGUCUGUGUUUGUUUUACAUGUUGCCUGGCCCUUGCGACAAGACUCAAUACCUUUAAUACCUGUUUGAAUAGCUGGCACAACUGCCUGCCAUUUUCCUUGUGAGAAAUGGUUUACUAAUGUUGGCAGACACUGGUCAUCUCAUGCACUAUUCACACUACAUCCCUAACUUAAACACUCAAGAGUGUUGAAUUUAGAGCUACGAAAAGAAACACAUUUCUUACACGUCUGUUUUAAUGUGUAUGUUCAAAAUGAAGACACUGAAUGAAGUGAGUUGGAUUCACAUGGUUUUAAUGUGUGUUGGUCUUGCAUUAUUAAUGUUGUAAAUCUACAUAUAAUCGAAACGUUGGUUGUGUAAACGGCCAUUUACCGUUUAAACUAUCAGACCCAUUUUCAUUGAAAAGUAUGACUUGAUUUUAGUAUUUAGAGUAAUUUCUCUCUCUCUCCCUCUCUCUCUCUCUCUCUCUCUCUCUCUAUAUAUAUAUAUAUAUAUAUAAAGUAGUAAUUUUUUUAAUUACUACCUUGAUUUUUUCAUACAGUAUUCAAUUAAAGUGAUUAACAAUGCAUCAAGAUGCUACAAAGGAUUACACUUUUUUAAAUGUAAAAAUCAAUGCAAGAUCCGCAUUAAACGGGACUAUACCAAUUCCUGAUUUUUAUUUUACAGUUUAAACACUUGCAGGCUAAGUUGUGUGGAUAAGGGAUACGCUCUUCCCAUUCAGCCUGGAGUUCAAGGACAUGUUCCUAAUGUAAGCACUGAGUGAAUUAUCCUUCUUGAAUUAGACAACAGUAAAUUGGAAGCAGUGGUUAACUUAUACUAUAUAGUAUUAGUUACAAAGUUAAACUGAACUGAUUAACUUGAACUGGAUAACAGCCAAACAAACGUCGUAAGGAUAUCAUAAGGGGUUUUCCUUAUUCCUGUUGACUAUUGUUCUCAAACAGUUUUUGAAAAUGCUAUUUGUUUGCAGAUUGUUGUCCUUUGUUUUGCUUACAACUUCACUAGUUACAGAACUUUGCAGAGUUUGUCAUUCUCAGUUUUCUGCCCAUGUAAACUUUGUAUUGUAUAUUCUUAUUGUACUCACAGCCUACACAAUAUUCCCUUUUUGCCUUUAAACAUUAACCUUUGUACAUGCUUUUUGUACUUUCAGUUCUAAAGACCUCCAAAAUGUUGUUUCUAGAAUAAAUUAACUUGACAGAAAGUGUGUUUGUUUUGCUUUUCUGCUCCUUUUAUAUUGUUUAUUCAGUCAAACUUGCAAUCCAUAAUGUUCAUAACAUUUUAAUAAAUGCCUGGUGAAUGUGACAUGAAUUCAACAGGACCAUUUCAA